Molecule: messenger RNA, 657 nt
Organism: Trichosporon asahii var. asahii CBS 2479
Lineage: Eukaryota; Fungi; Basidiomycota; Tremellomycetes; Trichosporonales; Trichosporonaceae
Exons: 5
Coding region: 1-657 (218 amino acids)
Biological process (GO): Golgi vesicle transport
Cellular component (GO): membrane
Source: RefSeq, a predicted model, not a curated record
AUGUCUAGGGACCCAUAUACGGAUGCUAAGAGUGAGGUGGAGGCCAACAUCGGCAACUUGAUAACCCUACUCGACUCGUAUGAACGGAUAAAGUCGACAGCACCCGGAUCGACCAGCUUGUCGGAAACAGUCGAGGAGCUCCAGACGACACUGGGUUUGCUCGAAACCGAUUUAGAAGACCUCGAAGAGUGCGUCAGAGUUGUUGAGGACCAUGGGGAUCGGUGGGGACUUGCCUCUGCCGAAGUUCGCGAACGACGGAUAUUUGUGGAUCGGCGACUUCGCACUCAAGUAACGGCCGCGGCUUCUUUAAAGGACCUGAGCACUCGGUACCAGGACAUCGAAGCUCAGAACGAAGAGGUAGACAGAUGGGAACGGGAAGAGCAGCAGGUAGGACGGCAACCUCGUGUUGGAAGCUCACCACUGCAGAUGCUCAUGCGGCAGCAGGAUAGCACCCUUGGGGUGAUAUCAGGCACGCUCAGCAAUCUCGCAUCGCAGGCUGGGCUCAUCGGACAAGAGGUCAACGAACACAACGUCAUGAUCGAAGACCUGUCGUCGCAUGUGGAUAGCACUCAGUCUCGGCUGACUAAAGUCACGCGAACUCUGAAUGACUUUAUCCGUAAGAACGAGGCUCGUGGUGCAUCGCCAUUCUCAUCGUAA